This is a messenger RNA of Nakaseomyces glabratus, 4158 nucleotides long. It is a transcript of the gene SPT7, whose product is annotated as SAGA histone acetyltransferase complex subunit SPT7. The record is from RefSeq and is a predicted model, not a curated record. Gene Ontology annotation, molecular function: protein heterodimerization activity; structural molecule activity. Gene Ontology annotation, cellular component: SAGA complex; SLIK (SAGA-like) complex. Gene Ontology annotation, biological process: regulation of transcription by RNA polymerase II. Lineage: Eukaryota; Fungi; Ascomycota; Saccharomycetes; Saccharomycetales; Saccharomycetaceae.
AUGACUAUAGGGAACAUAUAUGACUUAAACUUCCUGCUGAAGUUGACAAACAAACUAUUUGAGAACCAUACAUUCGAUUCUUACUUAACCAACCAGCAAUUAAUUGUCUUAAAUCACAUUCUGAAACAUAAUGAGCUGAACAGUGAAAUCUGGCCGGAUUUUAUGUCUGGUAACCUAAGACUAAAAGUCAAGAUAGAUCAAACCGUUGAAGACAAGGCGAAUCAAGAACAACUACAGACUACCGAUGGGGUAGCUGGGAGCCCGAAAAGCACCCACAUAAAAAAAGAAGACGACUUUGAAACCAAUACAAUCAAUGACGACGAUGAAUUUACGAGAUCGUACGAUGACGAGGAUCUUUCAAAACUUGAUCUAGAUGCUCUGAAAGAACAAAUUGACGGUGCAUACUUUGUUGGGAAUCUAUCUUUGAAAGUCAGAUAUGUGUUAUCACAGUUUGGAAUAGAAAACAAUCUAACAGAUUAUCUUGAAGAAGGUAUUGACAAUACUGAUAAGGUAGAGUCAUAUGGAGGAGAGAGUCCCACAAAUGCCAAUACGGAAGAUAACUUAUUUACCAGUACCGAUGCUAAUGAAGAUGGUGAAGAUGACGACUACGACUUUGAUGAGGAUGACGAACCAAACAAAGAGGCAGAAAGUAACGAUAAUGCUACAGAGGAAGUAGUAGAGUCUGAUCGUACAUUUAAAGACUCUACUACUCAAUGCUUAACACUAGAAAUUACAAUUUCAAAGAAUACUCUUGCAACGUAUCUUAAUCCAAAUGACAUCGAAGAGAAAAUAUUAGAGAACUCUGACAAAUUCUUCCAUUCUUUGGAAAAUGAUAGAGAAACAAUGCUCAAAAAAUUAAAACUUCAAAGAAGUGAUCAGAAAAUAACCACCGAUUCUGAUACUAUUGAUCUAAAUGGAAAUAAUUCUGAUGAUAAUAAAGGCUCAAUCGAUGACGACGACGACGACGCCACAAUCCGAGUACCGAAAAGACAGAGAAACAGGGAUGUGACAGGAGAUGAUGAUGAUGAAGAAGACGAUGAUGACGAAUCUAAAAAGGAUAAGGAGGGAAAUUCUCCAAAAAAACUAAAAACCCUUCCCACCGGUCUUGGUAUUGAGAAUUUAUCUUUGAAGCAUUUGCUUUCGAGGAUACAAUCAAAUAAAAACAAGCUGAAUAUUUCAGAUUAUGAGUUGAAGCAUUUGCUAACAGAAGUCAGGAAAAACAGAUCAAAAUGGACAUCUGACGAAAGAAUUGGUCAAGAAGAACUUUACGAAGCUUGUGAACGUGUGGUUAUGGAACUUAGAAAUUAUACUGAACAUUCUACUCCAUUCCUUAAUAAAGUUAGUAAAAAGGAUGCCCCGAACUAUCAUUUAGUUAUCAAGAAGUCGAUGGAUCUAAAUACAGUUCUAAAAAAACUAAAGGCAUUACAAUACAACUCUAAACAAGAAUUUGUUGAUGAUAUAAUGCUUAUAUGGAAAAACUGCCUUACUUACAAUUCUGAUCCUUCUCACUUUUUGAGAGCUCACGCCAUCGCGAUGCAAAAAAAAUCACUACAACUAAUUCCUCUAAUUCCAAACAUCACGAUAAGAAAUAGAGCUGAUGUAGAGAGAGAGCUGGAAGAAUUGGAAAAAGAUAAAGACUAUAAGGACAACGAUGAUAAAGAAGAUGCAGAAGAAGAGGUUGCAGGUUCAGGUAGAAAAGGGUUAACUAUGGGAGCGCAUAAACUAGCAAAAGAUAGCUCAGCUACUAAUAAUGCCACCAAUACUGAUACAAAUGAGGAGACUACUAAAGUCAUUAACAAAAUGGACAUCGAAGUACAAAAGGGGGAAGGAGAAGAGAAAGAAGGGGAAGUAAUGCCGGAAUCAGACCAAUCUUUGUCUCAGGACAAGGGAAAUGAUAAAAUAAUAGAAACUGAAACAAAUUUUAGCAAGGAUGAUGACAAGCAUUUAACGCCACAAAGUCAUAAUAACACUGAAGAAGAGACUAAGGAUCAAUCAGAAAAGAUGGCAUCGGAAAGUAAGACCGAAAUAGAGGAAGAUUCAAAAAUCAAUGAAAGCUCGGAAGAAAAUGCUGGUGAUAAAAUUUAUAGUAAUGCUUCUAAAACUGAACAACCACAAGUAACUACAGUUAUAGAAGGUGAAACUGAAGAUAAAGGUGAAACUGAAGAUAAAGGUGAAGCUGAGGUACCAGCAGAUGAAGAAGAGGAUGAUGAGGAGGAUGAUGAGGAUGAAGAAGCCCAAACUUUCGUUGUUGAAAAAGAUGACGAUAAAGACGAUGUUGAACUGUCCGUGUGGAAAAGUAUAACUGCAAAUAUAAGGGCAGACAUAUGUUUGAAACGUUCAGAAUAUUUCAAGACGGGCCAGCUCAAUAGUGAAUUAGAUGCUCUUCUAAAGGAUCCAGAACGCAUGAAGCCUUUUUUCCAGUUAUACAAGGAGUUCAAGGAUCAAAAGGAGCUAGAAAUGUUCAGAUUGAAAAUGGAACAGAACUCUAUCAUGAAAAAUGGGUUUGGAACUGCACUAGUAAAACAGGAGGAUUACUCGUCCAUCGGGGGUGCCACAAACCCUAGUGAAAACCAAGAAGGGAAUGAUGCAUAUGGGAAAACUUAUGAAGGUAUGGAUCUAGACAGCUCAACGCUAUUAAAAGAAUAUGAUACAAUGAAUUAUUUACCUGAAUUCGCAUAUGGAGGCCAAGAUCAACAGAUGCUAGACCAAAAUGAAGAGGAUGCAGUUAACCGUAUCUUAGAGUUGGGUAUGACAAAGAAAAGUGCUCUAUUAGAUAAUGUCGGCAAAGGCUUAACUCCCAAAGUUAACAGCAAUAUUUCCUUAAUACAAGAAAUCAGGCAUAUUUGUCACAAGAUAUCUUUAAUUCGUAUGCUGCAAAAUCCGUACUCGACUCAAUUCAACAAAGCUAAUCCCGGACAAAUCUUAAAUGCACAUCAAUACCGUUACGAGAAAGUAAAUGAUGAUAUUGAUAUUGACCCUAUCUCGCAAUUACAUAACCAUGAUUACAAACAUGACAAGAACGUAAUGUGGAAAGUCAUGCACAAAAAUGUCUCUAAGAUUGCGAUGUCCAACGGGUUCGAAACUACUCAACCUACUGCUAUAGAUAUUCUGACAGAGAUAGCUGGAAACUAUCUUUCCAAUCUAACGAGAUCGUUAAAGAUUCACAAAGAAACCAACUCAGUCAAUCGUAUGAAACCGGAAGAGAUGCUUGAGGCAGUUCUUCUUGAAAAUGGUAUCAAUAAACCAGAUGAUUUAUACAGUUAUAUGGAGUCUGAAUUCGAGAAAAAGACUAAAAAGCUCAAGGAUGUCAAGGCUAAGUUGGAAAACUUCUUGAAAGAUCUAUUGCGCCCUACCUUACAGGAUUUAUCUGAAAGAAAUUUCGAAGAUGAGAGCCAAAGUUUUGUAACUGGUGAUUUUGCAUCCAAUCUCAAUGGUGAAGAUUUCUUUGGUUUCAGAGAGCUGGGUCUUGAACAGGAGUUUGGUAUCUUAAGCAACUCGGUUCCUAUUUCGCUAUUGAGCUUUCAAUUCCAAGCUACAGAUAGCGAGACGAAGGAACAAGUUAUGAAACUUCAAGCUGAAGAAAUCAAAGAUAUUGUGUAUGAAAAAGUCAGCAAGAAAGACCUUCAAUCAGAUAGAUUUUCUCCUAUCGUGCUGUCACUACUGACACAGUCCUAUGAGAAGACGAAGUCUGCCAUUCCGAAGAUCAACAAAGUUGUAACAGCUGAGGCAGAAAAGGACAACGAUGAUGUCACAGAAGAGGAGCCAAAAACUAAACCAUUGGAGGACAAUGAUGACCUGUUGGUCAUGGAAGAUGACGAAUUGCCGGUCAAGACCAAGAUGGGAUCAAGGUUAAGAUUACCACCAACUGGUAAGAUAUCUACAACGUACAAGAAGAGGCCACUUGCAGAUGCGUUUAUAUUACCCGAGGAGGAUCCAAUCGAUGAGAUCAAUGUUAAUAAUGAUAGUGAUCAGGUUAAAGUAGAAGACGUCCCUGAGAAUAACGGAACGCCAAUGGAUAACGACAGAGAAUUGGACCUGCAAAUAUCAGAGAAUCCUUUGUUUGACUCCCCCGAUAUUGACAACAACAGCUUUGGUCUCAACUUAGAAGACAACGAUAUCGCUGUUUCCAACAGUUCUUUGAACCUGAAGCUGGGCUAG